GGAGAAAUAUGCUGUUGCCUACGGCUGGAGUGAUUCCUACGCUCAUACGCAGGGCCUCCCCGCGAACCCCAGCAGGAGCCAGAGCGGUCCGCAAAACGGCGGUGGCGUGGACUCCCUAGCCUUCGAGAAUGCUGUUACCAGCGGUGCUUUUCCGGAUGCCAAAGUGUUUCGUGUUUACUCAAACAGCCAGUGGGAUGGGAACUCUGUCUUUCCUGCCAAGGCCUUGCGUGCUAUCUGGGACACGCGUGCAGACGCUAAAGUUCACCUCGACAUCGGCUGGGAUGGAAUUCUGUGGUAUGGUGGGGCCGGAGACAUUGAGCAGUGGGUCAAGGAGUUCUACGAAGGCAUUGUGGACACAAAUAGUGGCAUGACUGAAGAACGCGUCUUGCAAAUCGAACAGAUCAUGAUGUUCAACGAGCCCACCUGCAAUGACGCUUUCUCCGGUUACGAUAUGAUAUUUGACAAGUUCGAGCUCGCGGUAGGCUCGUUGUGGGCACAAGCUGAGACCAUACUGGGAGCAUGGGGCUGGAAGAGGGCAGUGUGGCACAUCCGCAAUCAGAUGAGAUAUACGAUUGCCCAUUGCGAUAAUGGAUUGGUAGUUGCAGCAAGAGAUGAGCAUGGAAAUCCCACCUGGAAGUUCAAUACUGAGAUGAUGAGAACGUCCCCAGAGCGAAUUGCGAAGCACCUCAACUGGCUCGGGGAUCACAAUAACAGUCCCUUCUCUUGGAACGUGUACCGCGAUCCACUCGCUGGCCGACCUAAGUCGGAACUCUUUGACGCGCAGCGUACUCUUCAAACAGCAACUCUGCAAUUUUUUGCUGCUUGUGAAAACGCGUUUCUCGACGGCAAGGUGCAACCUCGUGCCUACGAUGGGCAGCCGAGGACUCUGAUCCCUCCCUUCUCUGGAGGAGGACUGGAGAUGUAUCCAGCCUUGAGUUUCGGAGAAACGGGUCGUUACGGAGGGAAGGAAUACCAGAUGAGGUACUCCCUAGGCGCCUGGGCAGCGAUUCAGGGGCCAGCGAAUAGAGACGCUUUCAGCGUGGGGCUCACUGAAAAAGAAAAAAAAACGCACGACGCAGUCCUCAAAACGAUGAAGGAAGACCACUCCACCCGUGAGGCAUGCAAACGACGAAAUUUGCCCACAAACUGGCAACAGCAGCCGACUGGUGUGCGGUGCGUGACGUUGUUCCAGACUAACAAUGAACCGGGGAAACCAGAUAGAUCCGUCUUGAUAAACCCACACUCCUCGAAUGGGGCGAUCAAGCCCUGGGCUGGCGGUGUAGAGUCCUGGAUUCGUGGCCAUCGAGGUGGAUGUGGACAGGAUUUUCCUCACGGGAACACGUCGAUGUCCGAUAACGGAAACCCGCCCGCAGCUUCUGCUACUAUCGCUCAGGAGAAUGAACAUGCUCGCAAAUUCCUUGCAGCUCCAACACAACCACCAGGCAACAAAGAAGUAACUGUUUGAGCGCAAAAUCAUAGAUACCUCUUCAGCAGCUAAAAACUAAAAAAUACGAAAUACUAAUAACUUAGACAUAAGCUUAGUCUUAUGUUGUUAACAACACACAGUGUUAAACUAGAAGAAAAGGGAAAAAAGAAGACGCAAAGAAGGAAGAGAGAAAGGCAUAAAGCAAACAAGAAAGAUCGAAGAAUAAGUGAAGGGAGGGGGGGAAAAAAAACGCCUUUUGGAAGUAUAAUUAAACGGUACAAGGAGCAAAGAAACCUUUUGAUCUAGGUCAAAAGAUACCUCCAGACCAGGUAAAUGAAUGAAUGAAUGAAAAGUCUUAUGUUGUUAACAACACACAGGUUAACUAAAAGCUGCUGGAAAUAGUUUUCUUAAAAAGCAAGCUGUGCAUUGAAAGAAAAAAGGCUCCUUUGCAACUUCUUCCUCGGCAUUUGCCUCUGCGUUGUGUCUCUCACACACCAAACAACACCGCUUUUGGUAAAAAACUG
Molecule: messenger RNA, 1950 nt
Organism: Amoebophrya sp. A25
Lineage: Eukaryota; Dinophyceae; Syndiniales; Amoebophryaceae
Source: the annotation of a GenBank genome assembly